Molecule: messenger RNA, 1872 nt
Organism: Heteronotia binoei (common prickly gecko)
Lineage: Eukaryota; Metazoa; Chordata; Lepidosauria; Squamata; Gekkonidae
Product: fibulin-7-like
Exons: 8
Coding region: 37-1317 (426 amino acids)
Molecular function (GO): calcium ion binding
Source: RefSeq, a predicted model, not a curated record
GAGAAACUGUUUCCUAUCUUCCUGCCAGAGCACAAAAUGCUCCCCAAAGUGCUGGCCCUGGUGACCCUGGGCAUCCUACACCUGCCCUGGAGCAGCACUCAGGGCUGCUUGAGCAAGCAGCAAGUGGCCAACACCAUCAGGCAGAUGCAGAAGCUGCUGUCCUCCCACGAGGCUGCCCAGCUGCAGAACAUGCGCAACCUUAAGAAGCAAUUGACCAUUCUUCAGGGCAACAUCCAGAAGCAAGUGGCCAAGCGCAAUGAAAGCUGUACUCUACUGCCAGCACCCCUAAAUGGCAGGCGGCUGGGCAAGAAAACAUUUGUGGGUCAUGAUGCGCACUUCCUGUGUGACUCUGGCUUCCUCCUGGUGGGAUCUGAGACACGGACAUGCCUGGAUAAUGGCACAUGGAGUGGACAACAACCUUUAUGCAAAAGCAUCAAUGACUGCACCAGCAACCCCUGUGCCAAUGGUGGAACCUGUGUGGGGAGCACACACCGCUACAGCUGCUUGUGUCCCAGUGCUUGGUCAGGUGCCACCUGCCAAACUCCAGUUUAUUCCUAUUGGGUAACACUGAGUAACUCAUCCUUCAGCCGUCAGCCCCGUUGUGCUGAUAAUGCUCUGGGCUCACGCCAGUGCAGCUGUGACACAGGCUUCCAAAUGCAAGCAGGGGGCAUUUGCCAAGAUGUGGAUGAGUGUCAGCUCUUCCAGUCCAGACGCCCCACCCGUAUCUGCCUCCAUGAAUGUGUGAACUUGCCCGGCUCUUACCGAUGCACUUGCCCUGCGGGCUACCGGCUCCAGGCUGACAAGAGCACCUGUGUUGAUGUGGAUGAAUGCACGGAGAACCAACACAACUGCAGCCGGGGACAGAUGUGCAUCAAUGUUUACGGAGGUUUCCAGUGCGUGCGGCCCGAGUGCCCCAAGCCCCAACUCAACACCAGCUAUGUCAAAACUUCUGUUGCGCAGUGUGAGCGAAGCCCUUGCCCCAUGGACAGCAAAGCCUGCCAGAGAGCCGCCAACUCCAUCUCGUUCCACUACUUGCCUCUUCAGUCCAACCGCACGGUGCCCAGGGUCCUCUUCAAGAUGUCUACCAGCCGCUUUGUCGGAGACAGCCUGCGCUUUGCCAUCUUGGGGGGCAACAGCCAAGGGAUGUUGGCCGUGCAGCGUGCGGACCGCCAGACCGGGGAGCUGGUGCUCACCAGACCAGCCGUGGGACCAACUAUGUUGGAGGCAGAGCUGGAAAUGAGCGAAUUUGCCCGAAAGAUCUCCCUGGGGAAACACAUCUUCAAGGUCACAGUCUUUGUUUCACAGUAUGAAUUCUGAGCCCCAGCCCUGCAGAAUACUGCAGGGACUGGGGGGAAAACCCCAACACAUUGACAGCAGAAUUGGCAGAACUCCCAAGAAUGUGGCUCUAGGCCAGAGAGCCCCAAGACCCUACCGAAAGAGAGGUUGAGUCAUUCUUUGCAAAAUGAAGAAACCCAUGUUGGUUGACCCACAUCUCAAUGUCUUUUGCAGUGGGAAAGCCAUGCAGUACCAAUCCUUCCUUCCCCAGUGGAUGCCCACCAUCUUAAGGGAAGGACACACAGAUGUAGCAGCUGGCAUUACAGCUAGCAACCCCGGAAGCACUGCUCUUGCCUAAAAAGUUUGCUCCAACCUCUGAACCUUGGCAGACCAGAAAAGAGGGUGGACUGCAGGAAGCAGUAUUAACAGGCUUCCUUACAGUUUUGAGGACGACGCCUGCCAAUAGUUCAGGGAGCUGAUGAAGAAAAACACCUGUAUUCCUUUUUAACAGAGUAAAGCACGCCUCCAGUUUAAAUCUUGAGCUAAGAGGAAAAGCGGGGGUAGAAAUAUUUUAUUAUAAUAAAUAAAUCAAACAGC